Molecule: messenger RNA, 1017 nt
Organism: Oreochromis niloticus (Nile tilapia)
Lineage: Eukaryota; Metazoa; Chordata; Actinopteri; Cichliformes; Cichlidae
Product: V-set domain-containing T-cell activation inhibitor 1
Exons: 3
Coding region: 3-587 (194 amino acids)
Biological process (GO): regulation of cytokine production; T cell receptor signaling pathway
Cellular component (GO): external side of plasma membrane
Molecular function (GO): signaling receptor binding
Source: RefSeq, a predicted model, not a curated record
UAAUGCAACAUCUGUGGAUGCAAGCUGCCGUUAAAAACGACAGAAGAAGAAGAUUACAGCGACAACUGUUACUCAGUUUUUCCACACAAAUGUUGUCCAUUGUGGUUUUCCUGUCUUUGCUAAUCAUCUUGGUUUCAGGAUUAAAAGAGCUCAAAGUGAAUCCUGGACAAGAUGCCUCUCUUCAAUGUCAGGGUCCCAGGGAUGCAGAGAUCACCCUGUUGGAGUGGAACAGAGCUGACCUCAAAUCAGAUGAUUAUGUCUUUAUGUACAGAAACCAGCGCCCGUAUGAAAGCUACCAGCAUGUGUCCUUUAGAGGCCGAGUGGACCUGAUGGAUCCAUCCAUGAAGGAUGGAAAUGUGUCUGUGACGCUAAGGAACGUCAGGCUCAGCGAUACAGGAACGUACAAGUGUCAGAUUACAACCAAGGAAACAGAAAGUGUCGUCCAUGAGUGCUCCAUCAACCUCACAGUCACAACCCCAGAUAAAGACUCCAAGGCGUCCAAUGAUGGAGGAGAGAGGGAUAAGUGUCUGCCUGUCACCAUCCUUGUCCUGUCAGUUUUUGUUGUGCUUAUUACUGAUAUGAUGUAAUUACCUGCAGAAACUGAAAAAUGUGUCUGAUAUCUUGGCUACUGAGAGUCCAAAGUAUACUACUGAUUAAAUUUUUUAUUAACUUCUUCAAGCAUUUUAUGUUGAACUUUUGUUACAGCCCUAGCAGGGCCGCCUCCUGAAGUUGUCUGUGUGGGCGUGUCCGACCAUCUCUCCUGCCUUAGCUGCCACCUUUUUUCUUUUGUGCAGCUGACUCUCGUCAGUAAUUAAAAGUAUUUAAGCCCAGGGAAAGGUGAGCUCUGGGCCAGUGUGCCAUUAGUAUGGUUGCAGCUAGUGAGCUGCUCUCUCUUUUUGAGUUACUUUUUACUUUAUUGACCAACGCUUGAGUUUUGUUUGUUUUCCUUAAAUGGUGAUAGCGGCUUGUCCGUCUCUUUUAGUUGAGCUACCUUAAUAAAACUAUUUAAUUUAACCG